Centrocercus urophasianus (Greater sage-grouse) is the source of this 2072-nucleotide messenger RNA. It is a transcript of the gene TNFAIP8, whose product is annotated as TNF alpha induced protein 8. The record is from RefSeq and is a predicted model, not a curated record. Gene Ontology annotation, molecular function: cysteine-type endopeptidase inhibitor activity involved in apoptotic process. NCBI's taxonomy places the organism in Eukaryota, Metazoa, Chordata, Aves, Galliformes, Phasianidae. The coding region runs from base 269 to 835 and encodes 188 amino acids. Gene Ontology annotation, biological process: regulation of apoptotic process. Gene Ontology annotation, cellular component: cytoplasm. The transcript is spliced from 2 exons.
AGCUCUCUGUUAGAGGAAGUGAAACCACUGAGACAUAUUUUUGCAUUCUGAGGUGCCAAAGUAAAAUGAAGCGCUUCGGGCAGACGAGAAAGGUGGCUGAGAAGAGCGGCUGAUAUGGAGAGAGGGAGGAAAGUGUGUCUGCUCCGUGAUCAUUUCUGACUGCAAAGGGCGUGAGAAAGCAUGUGCUACGUUUAGCAGAGGAAAUAAGAGUUGUUUUUCCUCGGAUAGCGCCGUCCACAUUGACAAUUGCAGUUCCAUUUGCAGAACAAUGGCCACGGAUGUCUUCAAUUCAAAAAGCUUGGCCAUUCAGGCCCAGAAGAAGAUCCUUGGGAAAAUGGUAUCCAAGUCAAUAGCAACUACUUUGAUAGAUGAUACCAGCAGCGAUGUUUUAGAUGAGCUCUACAGAGUGACGAAGGAGUACACGCAAAAUAAGAAAGAAGCUGAGAAGAUCAUUAAAAAUCUCAUCAAAAUAGUCCUCAAAUUGGCAAUUCUCUACAGGAACAAUCAGUUUAAUCAAGAUGAAAUUGCACUGAUGGAGAAAUUCAAGAAGAAAGUUCAUCAGCUGGCGAAGACGGUGGUCAGUUUCCAUCAGGUGGAUUAUACCUUUGACAGGAAUUUCUUGUCCAAACUGCUGAAUGACUGUAGAGAGCUGCUUCAUCAGAUCAUUCAGCGUCACCUGACUGCGAAAUCGCACGGACGUGUCAACAACGUGUUCGAUCACUUCUCUGAUUGUGAAUUUCUGGCUGCCUUGUAUAAUCCCUUUGGACCUUAUAAACUUCAUUUGCAGAAACUCUGUGAUGGUGUCAACAGAAUGCUAGAUGAGGGGAACAUAUAAGCCCUUGUGCUAAAGUUGACUGCCCGUGUGUUAUCUGUAGACGGAACACUGUUGAUUUAUGAAGGAAUAAGGGAGCAUGAAAAUGGGGAUUUUUUCUAUUAUAUUGUGACAGAUAUUUCAAAAUAAUCUUUGUUAAACUGAUUACUUCUUAUGAGCUAUCUAUUGCUAUUUGCAGUCCAUCUGGAAGAAAGAUGGCACGUUACCUUCUUUUACUGUGCUUUGCCUGUGGGAACAGCUGGAUAAAGAGAAUAGAAUAGAAUAGAAAGGUCCAAAUAGACAACAGGUCUUGCAAGACAGAUACAGAAAACAAACUAGCUUGCUGUCAGACAAUCCAGAUAUUUACAUAUGUAUUUAUAAACCAUCAGAGUCCAGUAAUGCUGGUAACAUGGUGUUGUGGUACACUCUAUAAUUUCUUCAACUUAUUUGUAACAUUUAUAUCUGAUUCAGUUGUAUUCUUUAAUGCAAUCUGCACAGAUCACGGCUUCCUAGUUUGCUCUUGCAAAAUAUUCAGUUUUGCAUAACACCAGUGAUGCUGUCACAGCGUCUGAACUGGUUGGUGUAUCUGCAGCUCAGUAAUGUCUGAAAGGCAAUCAGGUGAUUCCUGCAGAUGUACCCAGAUGCUUUGUUUCCUUUGAUUGUUUCAGGAACAAUAAGCUACAGUGAAGUAGCCUGAGUGGGGGAAAACUAUGCGCUAGACAAAACCUGCAGUACAGGCAUGUGAAACUGUAAGGUGAAACACAGUGAUUUACUUUUGCAAUUCCUUAAGAUUGUUAGAAUCCUGCUAGUGUGGCAUAAUUCUUUCAGCAGAGGUGCAGGUCAGCUUAUUUUAUGCAUCGGGCUUAUGUACAUUCACAAAUCUUAAUGAUCUGAAAAAUAAAUUCCAAGCCAGUUUGCUUUGUUUACAGUGUAUCUAGAAACAAAUCAUUUUGUGGUUGGAUGCUCUUGAACUACUGGAGGAGUGACAUCUUGAAUCAAUUUCUACUCUCACCUCCCCUCCUACCUUUCAUUCUUCCUCUUCCUCCCUCAUCUUCUCCCUGCCUGGCCCUUGGGGUAAAUAAAUGUGACUUUCUGUACACUGUAAUGUACUUAAAAGUAUGAAGUUAAUACAUUUCAAACACCUGAAGACUUUUGUUAGGAAGCAUAUAAAGAAUUUGCAUUUUAUUUAAUUGCCAGUUUUUUGCUGUUUGCUGUGUCUUUUUGUUUUAAUGAGUAAACCAAAGAAUAUUUGCACUCUGAA